AUGGAAAAAGAGAAGCAAGGAGAAAUAUUGAAUUUGAAAGAAGAAAUGUGGGUUGAGGCAGAAUGUCCAUUUAUUACUUUUGAAGAAUUAAUGAAUAAAAUUGAGGAUCUUGUUUCUGAUGUAGUCGAGAGGGUUUUCAGUGAUCCUGAAAUUUCUGAAUUAAUAUCACAACGAUGGGAAACGUCAAAGGAAAAGUUUUUUUCAUUAAAACGUCCAUUCCUUCAAAUGACUUAUUCUGAUGCAAUUGAAUGGCUGCGCAAAAAUAAUGUAAAUAAUGAAGAGGGAAAGCCGUCUAAGUUUGGAGAGGACAUUCUAGAAGAACCAAAGAAGACAUCCAGAACCAUUCUUGUUUUAAUCUUUAAGAAAUGGUCAAUGACAACUCAAAUAAAAUCUUUGGCCGUCUUGGACGUCUUGUCUUCCUGAAGGAGUUGGACAUAUUACUUAAUGAUAUUUCGAAUGAAGCUGUUUGGACGUUAUCGAGUGCUAAAGAAGGAAUGG
Molecule: messenger RNA, 498 nt
Organism: Meloidogyne enterolobii
Lineage: Eukaryota; Metazoa; Nematoda; Chromadorea; Rhabditida; Meloidogynidae
Source: the annotation of a GenBank genome assembly